Messenger RNA from Bursaphelenchus okinawaensis, 1670 nucleotides. Lineage: Eukaryota; Metazoa; Nematoda; Chromadorea; Rhabditida; Aphelenchoididae. The record is from the annotation of a GenBank genome assembly.
AUGUGGAUUCAACCGGUUUUGUGGUAUUGUAGCUUCAUGGUGUGGUACCAAAUCUUCACCACGGCGUUCUUGACUUUCGUUGCUAUCGAGAAUUGGACGUAUCUUUGCAUUAUUUACCUAAUUUACGUUGUGGUAAGUGUUUUGAUUGAUAAUCUUGAUGUUUUGGUUUUAAUGUUAAAUUCUUUUCCUAUUUUAUGAUUUGUAAAGAAAGUUCUUGCCAUUUUGGGGAUUUCAGAUAAAGUUCUUGCAAUUCUAUGAUUUGUAAAGAAAGUUCUUGCCAUUUCCCUUACUGUAAAGCAAUUUCUUGCCAUUCUACGUUUUGUAAAGAAAUUUCUUGCCAUUUUUAACCUCUCAUCUUUUCAGCUCUUCUCAUUCACAUUAGGAUGUCUCUUUCAAGCCUUCUACGCACCUUUUCCCACGUUACCUCCUGAAUAUCAUUUGCCAGCGAAUUGGCUUGAAUUGGCUGAAACUGAACACAAGAAUGAGCCAGAAUAUGCUAGAAUGUACUACAAAGCUCGAAGUUUUGCUCGCGGCCUUACAAACAUACGAAGAGAGUAAGUUAUGGUAUUUUUAGUCUUUGCACGGUGCAAUUUCAUAACAGGUUAGGCACUGCACUGUGCAAUUUUAAACAUUUUAGAGAUUGCACGGUGCAGUGCCUUGUAAGUUUUGAAUUUGAAUUUGAAAAGAAAAAUUAUGAAAUAAAAUUUUAGGACAAUAAGAUUGAACGGCAAAACGAUGAAAUUUCCGAGCUUUUGCCUCAAGUGUAAUAUCAUCAAGCCAAAGGACACUCGGCAUUGUAAUCGAUGUAAAGCUUGUCUACCUAGAAUGGAUCAUCAUUGUCCGGCGUUAGGUAAGACUUGUAAAGAAAGUUUUUGCUAUCUUUUGCUUUGUAAAGAAAGUUUUUGCUAUUUUAUGCUUUUUAAGGAAAGUUCUUGGCAGUUCAUGUCUUGUAAAGAAAGUUCUUGCUAUUUUUAGCUCUGUAAAGAAAGUUACUGCGUUUUAAUUAAAAAAUUUUAGUGUAAAAGCUGAAAGCAAUAGUAUUAUAGGUAAAUGUGUCCACUUUGGGAAUCACAAGCAUUUUCUGGUGUUUCUCAUCUACUCCGUGCUGAUCUGUACCUACACGGACGUUGUCGCCGGCUACUACACGUGGGCCGCUUUCGUGUAUUGUCGAGAGAACAUGGUAUCAGAGCUGCUGGUACCGAUUUCUGCCGCUGCUACUGGACUGAUUCAGACGAUUGUGAGGUUUCUACCGUACCCUACCCUACUCUUCCCUACCAUACCCUACCUUACUCUACUCUGCUUUGCUCUAUCUUACUCUACCCUACCUUAACGUUAACCAUACUUACCCUAUUUACCCCGCCCUAUCCUAUCCUGCCUUGAUCUGCUCUGCUUUCUACCCCAAACUUAUUCUACCGUACUCCAUAUUCUCUUCUUUUGAUUACAGUACGUUUCAGAGUUUUCCAAUAAUUCUCGCCUGGUUCCAGUACGGACUAUGGGAAAGCGUACUACAAGGAAUACUGACAGUCGAAGCCUGCUACGAAGAUGAAAAGGCAAAGAAGGUUCCAAGAAGCGCCUGGCUCGGCAAUGUAAAGAAGAUAUUUGGCGAGCAUUACUGGGUCUGGCCUCUGCCCAUUCAAGAUCUGCCUGAAGAGAACGCUUACCUACUGUAA